AUAUGAGGUCAAUAUACAACCCAGUUCGCUGGCUGUGCCCACACUCCCCGGGCGAUCGAAAAGAAAAAGAGGAACUUUCCAUUCCCUUGGUUUGUUUUACAUCCGCCGUAAUACUACCGAGAAACACAUUGGGAAGAUGGUGCGGUUACAGCCUGACCCAUUCCUCAAUGAACUUACAAGCAUGUUUGAGCGAACUAUGGAAAAGGGCUCUGUUUGGGUCACACUAAAGCACUCUUCUGAUAAGUCCAAAGCCCAACGAAAUAAACUGAAGACUUCUGGUGAAAAAAUUGAAUAUAAGUGCCUUAUUCGAGCAACUGAUGGAAAAAAGAACAUUUCUACCAUGGUGGGCCCAAAAGAUCACCAGCGUUUUCAAGCUUCCUACGCAAUUUUAUUGAAGGCUCGGAUGACUGCUUUGAAAAAGAGGGAGAGGAAGGACAGGAAGAAGGCUGCAAAUCUUGAGAAGAAACAAGAAGGCUUUAAGAAGCAAUCUGCUGCUACCAAGGCCUCAUCUUGAAUCUUUUCCCAUCUAUGUUUUGUAGGAUAGAGUUUGAAGUUGUCUCCACUGACAGCCACAGUCUGGU
Messenger RNA from Cuscuta epithymum, 581 nucleotides. The record is from the annotation of a GenBank genome assembly. NCBI's taxonomy places the organism in Eukaryota, Viridiplantae, Streptophyta, Magnoliopsida, Solanales, Convolvulaceae.